Molecule: messenger RNA, 930 nt
Organism: Lachancea sp. 'fantastica'
Lineage: Eukaryota; Fungi; Ascomycota; Saccharomycetes; Saccharomycetales; Saccharomycetaceae
Source: the annotation of a GenBank genome assembly
AUGGUUCCCAAAAGUAUUAUUAAAGCCGUUUUAUCUGUUGUUGUCGCCGCGGGCGCCGUAAAUGGCCAGAGCAUUGUGAAUGAAGAUGCUGAUAUCACCACCACCUAUACUUCGACCAUAAUGGUGUAUACCACACAGCUAGGUUCGAACCAAGCAAAACCUGUGGCCUAUGCACAGUCGAUCUCGACUUUGGAUGACCCUAGUAUGGACACUUUGACCACUGCAAGCUCUACUGAGUCGAUGAGUCUCGCACCUGCAAACUCAGUAUCUGCAACACAAGCGUUUCUGGCAUCUGUGGCCUCAGGCUCCGCCAAGCAAAGUUCUUUGGAUUCUGUAUCAUCUGCGUCGUCCGUCAGUGCGCCAUCUGCAUCUGCGGCCUCCGAAUCUCAGGCUUUAGUCUACCAGGCAUCUGUCAAUGCGGCUAGUGCGUCGUCUGCCUCUCUGGCAUCCGAAUCUCAAGCUUCGCUUUUCGAUGUUUCCGUCUCACUGGCUUCAGCAUCCCGCGCGUCUGCCUCUCAGGCCUCUGCGUCCCUAGCCUCAGUUUCUCAAGCCUCUGCGUUCGAGGUGUAUGCUUCUCGAGCUGCGGCCUCUCUGACAAUCACUACAUCAAGACUCAGUUCCGCUGACACCCAAAAUACUGGAAAACUGGUCGAAGCUUCUGUCUCUAGUGGCACUACAAUCGCACAGAUUACCUCAUCUUCGCCCAGCCCGACUUCUUCAUCCUCAAUUGCCAACACUCUUACCACGGCAAGCAGUUCUUCAUCCACAGCUAGCAGUUCUUCAUCGACGCUUCACUCCGAUCCCUCCUCUUCAUCCCAAGAAUCUUCAAGGACCUCCAGCACUGCCAAGAGCCACGGUGCAGGUGCCACCGUGCCUCCAAACUGCCUCUUAUUCGGAGCAGCUGCAGGCGCUGUGCUAGGGCUAUUAUAA